Molecule: messenger RNA, 741 nt
Organism: Malassezia restricta
Lineage: Eukaryota; Fungi; Basidiomycota; Malasseziomycetes; Malasseziales; Malasseziaceae
Product: N-terminal acetyltransferase 2
Exons: 1
Coding region: 1-741 (246 amino acids)
Cellular component (GO): mitochondrion
Source: RefSeq, a predicted model, not a curated record
AUGUUGGGUGCCCCGACCAUGUUUCGGGCAGCUGUCAUGAGUGCGUCGAGGGGUAGCGGGCCUUGUAUGCAUCCCUUCCAAUCAGUUCGCGUGCCAAUGUUACAUUUGACAUGUAGGCUUAUGGUGGGUUCCCGAAGCAACGUGCGUAUGUUGCAACCUCAAGCCCCUUGUGCACGAAGCUAUUCUACGAUGCCUCAGCCUCAGCCAUCGCCGGAUAAAAAUAUCUCACAUGCUUCACGGUUAGGGGAUCAGCGGCAGGAAGAAUCAAAGCACGAAAAAAAAGCGCCUCGUAAAUCUAUAUUUCAACGAUUUCGCACAAUAAUGAAGGAAUAUGGAUGGUGGGCUCUUGGAGUGUACACGUUCAUAUCCGGCAUCGACCUUUCGUUGACGUUCGCUGCGAUCCACUUUUUUGGAGGCGAGCAUGUCGAGGAAAUCGAAGCUCUCCUUUUUAAAUACAUUGGCCCGAUCGUCAAGAAACUAAAGAAAGAGGACGAUCAGCCCAAGGAAAACGCUAUGGUCACAUACAUUAAGAGCUGGUUCAGCUCUGAGGAGAAUGCAUACGAAGUGGAACAUCUCAUUGCACGGCUCUCGGGCGAGUUCGUUCUUGCCUUCACCAUACAUAAGACGCUCAUGUUACCAUUUCGUUCUGGAUUGACAGUGCUGGUCACACCCAGCUUCGUACGGUGGCUUAUCAAGAAGGGAUGGGCGCGACCGUUAAAAUCGUCAUCUAUGAACUUGUAG